This is a messenger RNA of Poecile atricapillus (Black-capped chickadee), 1351 nucleotides long. Its product is annotated as UDP-glucuronosyltransferase 1A1-like. The record is from RefSeq and is a predicted model, not a curated record. The coding region runs from base 82 to 1041 and encodes 319 amino acids. The transcript has a single exon. Lineage: Eukaryota; Metazoa; Chordata; Aves; Passeriformes; Paridae. Gene Ontology annotation, molecular function: UDP-glycosyltransferase activity.
GAGGUGGAGCACGGCUAGAGGCACUGGCAAAGCAGCCCUGGCCUCUCCGGUGCGAGGGCUCCUCUCUGCACAGCCCACACCAUGCUGCUGGCACUGCUUCUCCCCUUCCUGUGCCUCCUGAGCCCGGCUGCUGCUGGGAAGCUGCUGGUGAUCCCCAUGGAGGGCAGCCACUGGCUCAGCAUGAAAAAAGUGCUGCUCGAGCUGAGCAAGAGAGGGCACGAAAUCGUGGUCAUUGCACCGGACAACACACUCCUGAUUGAUUCCUCGGGUGUCUACGAACUGAAAACCUACCCUGUGCCAUUCACAAAGGAGGAUAUGGAAGAACACAUACGGUCUACUACUGCAAGAACUUUCAGCCAAGAGCCUUUCCUGGUGAGAUUCUGGAAGCUUUUGGGAGAUUACAAGAAGAGUGGGACCCUUUUUCAUGCUUCCUGCAAGUCCUUGCUGUACAACCAAGAGCUGAUGCAGUACAUCAGAGACAGUCACUUUGAUGCCCUGCUCACAGAUCCCAUGUCACCUUGUGGGCAGAUCAUUGCCCUGCACUUCUCCAUCCCCAGCGUUUUCUUCCUGCGGCUGGUUCCGUGUGCCUUCGAGGUUCGCGCCGCUCAGGGCCCAGACCCACCAUCCUACGUGCCACGCAUUUUCUCGGGAAACACCGACCACAUGACCUUCUCCGAGAGGGUGAAGAACUUCCUGAUUGCCCUUUCCGAGUCCUUCAUCUGCAACAUUGCCUACUCUCCGUUUGAAGAGCUGGCCUCAGAGUUCCUCCAAAAGCCAAUGACAAUGACAGAGCUUUUAAGUCAUGGAUCCAUCUGGCUGAGGAGGAUCGACUUUGUCUUUGAGUAUCCCAUGCCUGUCAUGCCCAACAUGGUUUUCAUUGGAGGCAUCCACUGUGGAGAGAAGAAGAAGCUGUUAUCUCAGGUCAGUGGCUGGCUGGGAGAGCUUGUGGCAGUCACACCUCUGCCUGAUCCAAGUGAGGUGUUUGAUAGGGAUGUAUCUUCUCUCUCCCGGAGGGAGACUAUUUACAAGAGCCUGAAGUGAUGGUACAAGAGCAAUGGCUUUAAGCUGUCAGAGGAAAGGAUUAGAUGGGAUAUUGGGAAGGAAUCCUUCCCUGAGAGGGUGGGGAGGCCCUGGCACAGGUUGCCCAGAGAAGCUGUGGCUGCUCUAGCCCUGGAAGUGUCCCAGGCCAAACUAGAUGACGCUUGGAGCAACCUGGGAUAGUGGAAGGUGUCCCUGCCCAUGGCAGGGGGUGGAAUGGGAUGAGCUUUAAGGUCCUUUUCAAUCCAAACCAUCCUGGCAUUCUUCAAUGACCAGGUCCCUCUUUCAAACUGUUGUUUUGUGUCAUGGAUUU